Molecule: messenger RNA, 1400 nt
Organism: Brassica rapa (field mustard)
Lineage: Eukaryota; Viridiplantae; Streptophyta; Magnoliopsida; Brassicales; Brassicaceae
Product: zinc-finger homeodomain protein 14
Biological process (GO): regulation of developmental process; regulation of DNA-templated transcription
Cellular component (GO): nucleus
Molecular function (GO): DNA-binding transcription factor activity; transcription cis-regulatory region binding
Source: RefSeq, a predicted model, not a curated record
UUAAUAGUAUAGAUAUUCUGGUUAUCAUAUUUAGAAUACAUGUGACCACUCAGUCGCUCAUACAAUCCAAACUCAUGAUAUUAUUCAUUACUAAUAAAUUAAUCUUUUCUUGAUUGGUUUAGUUUAAAAUUAAUAAAUCUUAUUACUACAAAACAGUUUAUAGAUUUGUCUAUAGGUAUUUUUCUUUAGAUGCCAAAAAUGAAAAGAUACUUUAAUUUAUUAAUACAACUAUUUUUUGUCAACAAGUCUACUUCAUUUUGUUUUACAAAAAAAAAAAAAGUCUACUACAUUUUUUGGUUACUACUGGUUUCUCUAAUCUCUUACUUAUUUGUUAGAAGCUAUCAAAACCAUUUCACCACACUAGCUAAAACUUGGCUACAACCGGUUUCUGAACAAUAAUUAUGGGUAAAUGACAACUCUAUGAGCUAAAGUUAAGAUAUGAAAUCAAUUUUGAAAAUUAUUGGACGUAAGAAAAAAGCAAAAGCCAGUAAAACAGUUCAAAAAGUAGAGGUUUCACAUUUAUUAUGACACCUAAUAAACAUGUAAGUACAAAAUCUUAAGGCAGUAAUUUUUGCCUUUUUGUAACUCCCAACUCCUACUUUCUGACACACACAGCAUAUCAUAUCUUAACCCAAACCAAAGCCUAAAACCAAGUUUUAUUUACUCAAAACUCUCAAAAACAACUAUUAGAGAGAAAGAAAAACAAGAGAUGCAGAGUUCUUGUCUCUACAGAGAAUGCAUGCGCAACCACGCGGCCAAGCUCGGCUCUUACGCUGUCGAUGGCUGCCGCGAGUACUCUCAACCAUCCACGGGAGAUCUCUGCGCCGCCUGUGGUUGCCACCGGAGCUACCACCGUCGCAUUGAAGUACAACCUUCUGGUCAAGUUACUCGCGCGCGGUUCCCUUUCACGAGCUUGAGGCGCGUGAAGCAGCUGGCGAGGCUGAAAUGGAAAGCAGCUGCGGAGGACAGAGAAGAGCAAGAAGAGCAGGAGGAGGAGGACACGGAGGAGACUUCUACGGAAGAGAGGAUGACAGUGAAGCGUCGAAGGAAGUCGAAAUUCACGGCGGAGCAAAGAGAGGCGAUGAGAGAUUACGCGGCGAAGCUGGGAUGGACGUUGAAGGAUAAGAGAGCGGUUAGAGAAGAGAUAAGUGUCUUCUGCGAAAGGAUUGGUGUUACUCGUUAUCUUUUCAAGACUUGGGUUAACAAUAACAAAAAGUUUUAUCACUAAUCAUUAACUAAAUCCUUAGUUAAAAGUAGCAUAAUUCUAGUUCCAUUUCGUUUUCACUCCUAAUGUUAUUCUUCUUGUCAUCCUUGAUGUUCUUAUUUUAAUGCAAUAAUCUUGUUACUAUUACUAGGAGUUUAUUGCGUGUGUUUUUAUUUAAUGAUGUCCUUAAUUACUA